AUGGGUGCGCAAACAGGCCAGUGGUCCGGAGGCGCAGCAGGCAGUGCACCUCACGAGGACCGGCCUGGCUUGGCUUCUGAAGCAAAGAGCAUGGCCAUCUUGUCUGCCCUCAAAGACCUCGAUCCGGUGUACGUUAGUCAGGACAGUAUCUCGAGCUCAGACGAGGCCAGCGAGCUCAACUGCCUGAGGGCCUCGUUGGCCCAAGAGAGAGCGGCUCGCGUGGCCAUGGAGGAGCUCGUGACAAAGCUCGACUUGGAGGUGCAGGAGUUGCGGCAGCAGCUCUUUGCCGAAAGAACCGAGAUGGAGGCAAUCCUUCUGGCAUCGGAUGUGGAGAAGGAGGUCAUCGCAAGCAAUUGGCAGGUCAUCGCAAAUCGCAAUUGGCAGCUCGAAGCGAAGGUGGCGGCGCGCAACCGGAAGGUUCAGCAGAAGCAAAGAGCUCGCCAAAAAGAGGCUUGGCAAUAUCGCCAGACCCAUGACCAACCUCCAGCUGCGUGGCUUAGUCACGAGGCCGAAGCCGACGAUGAUAAACACGCGCUGUCAGCUUCGGAGCCGGCCGACGGCAACACCGGCAGCAGUGACGUACCCGCAGGAAGCAGUGUUGAGUGCACCGAAGAUGUGCGCCUUCAAGCGCAGUCUAGCUUGGACGGUGCUGACCGACACUGA
Molecule: messenger RNA, 663 nt
Organism: Symbiodinium necroappetens
Lineage: Eukaryota; Dinophyceae; Suessiales; Symbiodiniaceae
Source: the annotation of a GenBank genome assembly